GUCAGCUGAUCGCCUCAGCUGACAGUGAGUGUUGGUUUUCAGCAGUCUUAACAUACUGUAAACCUCCAAUACAUUGCUACUGUACUUAGCGUUUAGUAUUACAGUCUUGAGACUAACCAUAAAUACAGAUUUAUCAGCUGAGUUUUUAUUCUUUGGACAGAAACGGAUUCAGGAUGGUUACCAGUAAGUCAUUCUAAACUGUUUAUAUCCGCCAUACGACUUGAGGAAACACUGAGUCAGACGUACAUAUAGGAUCUGCCAAGGAACUUCACUCAACGAGUUUUGACAUCCACAGAUACAGCCAUGUCUCCGGAAGGGAAAAGGCUCCUCAAUAUUAUAAUUUUAGGGUUUGCGUUUAUGUUUAUGUUUACAGCUUUCCAGACAUGCGGCAAUGUGGAACAAACCGUGAUUAAGAGUUUCAACAGCUCCAGAUUCCAUGGGAGCGGAUAUACUAGUAUGUCCAUUAUUUACGGGGUUUUCUCGGCGUCUAACCUCAUCGCCCCGUCUGUAGUUGCUGUAAUUGGCCCCCAAAUAUCAAUGUUUGUCUGCGGUUUGUUUUACAGUGCUUAUAUUGCUGUGUUUAUUUAUCCGUUAACCUGGUCCUUCUACACGGCUUCGGUGCUGGUUGGGAUAGCAGCUGCAGUGCUCUGGACCGCACAGGGAAACGUCUUGACUAUAAACUCCACAGACACUACCAUUGGGAGGAACAGUGGGAUAUUCUGGGCUCUCCUGCAGUUCAGCCUGUUCUUUGGGAACCUUUAUAUAUAUUUUGCUUGGCACGGCAAAGCCCACAUUUCAGAAUGGGACACCAGGAGAGUCUUUAUCUCCCUGACAGUCAUCAGUCUUGUGGGCAGCUUCCUGUUCUUCCUGAUACGGAGGCCAGAGCUGGAGAGCGUGGCUCCUGAGGGGACUGAGGCCCUCCUGCAGGCUGACCUGGGGGACAGCAGCAGUGGCAGCACCACCCCGUUAGCACAAGGAAGGAGUGCGCAAGCCCUGGAUGCAUUCAAGAAAGCUGUCCAGCUGUCUGGAACAAAGGAGAUGCUGCUGCUGAGUAUCUCCAUUGCAUACACAGGUCUGGAGCUCACCUUCUACAGUGGGGUGUACGGGACCUGCAUCGGGGCCAUGAACCAGUUCGGAGACGAUGCCAAGAGUCUCAUCGGACUCUCAGGCAUUUUCAUAGGCGUGGGAGAGAUCCUGGGAGGGGGCGUGUUUGGCAUGCUCAACACAUGCAGUCGUUUCGGGAGGAACCCUGUGGUGCUGCUGGGGCUGCUGACUCACUUCGUGGCGUUCUUCCUCAUCUUCCUGAACAUUGCAGAUGACGCACCCAUCGCCCCCGAGCAGGGCACUGACCUGCAGGCCUUCAUGUUCCCCAGUGUGGAGGUGGCGCUGCUGUGCAGCUUCCUGUUGGGUCUGGGUGACAGCUGCUUCAACACUCAGCUCCUCAGCAUCGUGGGCUUCAUGUUCCCUCAGGACAGCGCGCCUGCCUUCGCCGUCUUCAAAUUCAUACAGUCCAUCAGUGCAGCAGUUGCCUUCUUCUACAGUAACUACCUCCUGCUGCACUGGCAGCUGCUGAUCAUGGUGCUGACAGGGUUCCUGGGGACGCUUGCCUUCUUCGCAGCGGAGCGGGUUGUCACAGCCAAACGCCACGACUCUGAUUACGACAGCAUCUGAGCAGGCGUGGGGGCAAGCCAGUGAGCCACCACACGGCAGAGUCCAGGCGCGUUUCCCCAUCUCCAAACCCUCCCUCCUUUCAUAAUUCUUUACGAAUUCUGGUAAUUCUCAGUUAGUUGUACUGUUUAAGGACCCUUAUUCACCGCCCACAACAGUCCCUGUUCCCAAACUCAAAUCCAUUAGAUAUUCCUCCAACCCUUCUACACCGUUGUGAACGUCUUUACAAAUUAUCUAGAACAGUUUCUUGAAAACUUGGUUUGAGUCAGAAAAAUAGACGAAAAUGUUUCUUAAAUAACAAGGGACCACUUUAUUUAGGUUCCACACCAUGUCUUAUACUGCUUGAAUCCAGUUCAUCAUAUACACAAAUACUUUGGUUAGGCACUUGGGAAGCAGUCAUCUCUCUAAACAGCAGGCAGAGAAAUCCAGACACAGCCAGAUGCACUUGGGCUCAUGUACCUUUAUAAAUGUUAGCUAUAGAAAAAUCACAGCAUAAUGAAAGCAUAGUAAAACGUAGAAUUAAACUGGAGUAAACUAUGGUAAAUGCACAGAAUAACGAUGGGGCAAACUACAGAAUGACUGCACAUUGGUAAACUUUUAUGGGGGACACGAAGUAAGGAUUGGCAAAAUGAUAAGAUUUACUACUCCCCUACAAUAACCGUGUCAUCUAUUACUGCGUCAGAGUUGUUAUUUGGAUAAUUCUCUGGCAGAAUUUUUUUUUAUUUUUAUGUUUUAUUUGACCUAAUCAAGCAAUGCUGUUAGUUUGGAUUAACUUUCCAGGCAUUUAAAAUGAAAGAAUGUUAAGUAUGUCCUACAUCUAAUUCAGUAACAACUUCCAUAAUGUUUCAGUGAUGUUUUCUUUGAGCAAUGCACUGUGAAAGGUUUUGGAGUUUGAUUUUUCUAAAGAAAUUAAACACAACAAAAAUGAAGUUUAAUUAGCAGUACAAUUGUGUGUACAGAUAACAGGAGGAGCGCUUUUUCAAUUAAUGCGUUCAACAAAAAUGUUAAUUGAUUACUUAUUAGUCUGAAUAGUUAUUGCAGUGAAGACCCAAUCUCCUUUCCCAAUUUUCUUUACAUAUUACAUUAAAAACCCAUUUGGUUCCAAAGGGGAGUAGAAAAUCCUACCCCACUUAGUUUGUUCUGGGAUUCAUCAGCACCACACUGAAAGUUUAAGAAUUCAGAAGCGAUUUAUAGGCUUUCUGCAUCACAGGUUUGCUAGUUCUCCACAGUACUGAAGGUGUUGCACUUUCUGUACAGUGCAUUGAAGAAUGUGCCAAAGCAAUACAUCAGGUUUAAUGGCUAAGGCCACAGACACACAGUGGAACCAAAAUGAUUACACUGUGUAACAAAAAAAAUAAAAAAAUUUGUUCCUGGGUAGUAAGUGUUAUUUCCUAAUUGCUUA
Molecule: messenger RNA, 3070 nt
Organism: Polyodon spathula (Mississippi paddlefish)
Lineage: Eukaryota; Metazoa; Chordata; Actinopteri; Acipenseriformes; Polyodontidae
Gene: mfsd11
Product: major facilitator superfamily domain containing 11
Exons: 14
Coding region: 304-1671 (455 amino acids)
Source: RefSeq, a predicted model, not a curated record